CCAGCGGUCUGACAAAGCUAAAGACACCGAGGUGCCCUGCCUGCCAGCGGUGGGAAGGUUCAACAGGAAGAAACGUACAUCUGUAUUUGUCCUGUCAAAGUAAUUAAGAUGAAAAGGGAGACAUGUUGAAACUUCGCAGGGCCUGUAAAAUGAACGACGGACCCUUGAGCUGAGGAUUAUUUUUAGACCUCGUCGUCAAACAACCCUGCUGGGGGCAAGGCUAGGUCAGUGUUGGUGUGGCCAGUAGAGGACCGGGAGGACACAUCUCAGGACCAUGGCUUCACCAUUUGUGCCUGUCCCGGUCCCGAUGGACAAACCCUUGUUGGGUGGUAAAAACAAGCCGAGACGGCCACAGCGAGCUGCGUCUCUUGGAAGCGUCUCGGGCAGCUUGGAGUCCUCGUCCUCUGUUGCCCGGGAGGAAUAUGACAGAAACUCUCAGCGUCAGUCCCGCUGCAAAGACCGAGCCGGACGCAGCCGGACGCCGCCCCUGCAGAGCUCUGUGGCACAGGCCAGGCUGAACGGGUCCCUGGAGACCUCGGUGGCGUACUCCACCUGCCCUCGGUCCAUAUCUGAUCCUGCUGGGAGCCAGCAGGUAGAGGAGAGGCCCAUCACCCCGACCGUGCUGGGAUACGAGGUCAUGGAGGAGAGAGCCAAGUUCACGGUUUAUAAGAUCCUGGUGAGGAAGACCCGCGAUGAAAGCUGGGUCGUGUUCAGGCGGUACACAGACUUCUCCAGACUCAACGACAAGCUGAAAGAAAUGUUUCCCGGCUUCCGGCUUUCUCUGCCCCCUAAGAGGUGGUUUAAAGACAACUAUGACAGCGACUUCUUAGAAGACCGACAGAUGGGCCUCCAGGCGUUUCUGCAAAACCUGGUUGCACACAAGGACAUCUCCAACUGCCUGACUGUGAGGGAGUUCCUGUGUCUCGAUGAUCCACCGGGGCCUUUUGAUAGUCUCGAGGAGAGCAGGGCAUUCUGCGAGACUCUGGAGGAAAGUAACUAUCGCCUCCAGAAGGAGCUGCUGGAGAAGCAGAAGGAGAUUGCCUUUUUAAAGAGGAAGCUGGAGGAGAGGGAGGAGGUCAUCAUCCUGCUGGAGAAACGUCUCGGUGGUGGGUGCGUGAGUCCGGAGUCGCCCUGCACUCUGUCAGCUCGGGGCAGUGAAAGCAGCGCCGACAUUGACGUGGAGUCGUCUGCAGCAGAGGCCGAUCAGGACCUGCCUGAUGACGCUGGGUAUGCUAACACAACACAACACGAAAUGUAA
Molecule: messenger RNA, 1258 nt
Organism: Nematolebias whitei (Rio pearlfish)
Lineage: Eukaryota; Metazoa; Chordata; Actinopteri; Cyprinodontiformes; Rivulidae
Gene: snx16
Product: sorting nexin 16
Exons: 7
Coding region: 275-1258 (327 amino acids)
Biological process (GO): early endosome to late endosome transport; endosome to lysosome transport; protein targeting to lysosome
Cellular component (GO): early endosome; extrinsic component of endosome membrane; late endosome
Molecular function (GO): phosphatidylinositol binding
Source: RefSeq, a predicted model, not a curated record